Messenger RNA from Cololabis saira (Pacific saury), 1615 nucleotides. RefSeq names its product death effector domain containing (gene dedd). The transcript has 5 exons. Gene Ontology annotation, molecular function: DNA binding; protein binding. Gene Ontology annotation, cellular component: nucleolus. Gene Ontology annotation, biological process: regulation of apoptotic process; apoptotic process; extrinsic apoptotic signaling pathway via death domain receptors. Bases 608 to 1501 code for a protein of 297 amino acids. The record is from RefSeq and is a predicted model, not a curated record. NCBI's taxonomy places the organism in Eukaryota, Metazoa, Chordata, Actinopteri, Beloniformes, Belonidae.
GGUCGACCAGUGUUUGCUUAUUUUCCUGCUCGAUGUUCGACUACAUGAUAAAAUAAUGGCGGUGUUUCUGGUUUCUGCCUCAUAGGCAGCUUCGCUUUAGGGCGGGAAGGUUCUGAGCCGUGAUUCUAGCCGCUGUCGGUCCUUUAAACGGCACAUUUGAGCGGAAACAAAGGUGUUUUUCUCCCAGAAGGCAGCGCGUCGCUGCAGCAUGAGCGGCUAACUGGAGCUUUUACAGACACGUUUCUCUGGUUUUAACGAGACUAAACCCCCCGGAGCGGAGAAGGCGUGGAGGACGGCCGCUGAGGCUGCUGGGAUUGCGACCGGGUCUCCGUGGACAUGACCUCCCAGCACCCCCACCCCCCCAGCGCUCGCACCCCCCCCCCACCUCCACCACUCCUCCCAGCCGCCUCACCUACACCACAACCACGUGGACUCGGGUCUGAGCGGCGCCGGGCCGGUCCGAGCUCUGACCUCCAGGCCGGGCUCCUCCAGGGAGGUCCGGAACCCCCCCGGCUCCGCCCCCUCCCCCGGGUCCCGCCCCCAGGGCUCGGACCCGUGGCCCGAGGAGGCGGUGGACGACUCCCACGGCCUGUACUCGCUGCACCGCAUGUUCGACAUCGUGGGGGCCCAGCUGACCCACCGGGACGUCCGGGUUCUGUCCUUCCUGUUCGUGGACGUCAUCGACGAGUACGAGCGCGGCGGCAUCCGGAGCGGGCGGGACUUCCUGCUGGCCCUGGAGCGCCAGGGCCGCUGCGACGAGACCAACUUCAGACACGUCCUGCAGCUGCUGAGGAUCAUCACGCGCCACGACCUCCUGCCUUACGUCACGCUCAGGAAACGGCAGGCCGUGUGUCCUGAUCCGGUGGACAAGUACCUGGAGGAGACGUCGGUGCGCUACCUGUCCCCCAGAGGAGCAGAGCCCUGCACCGACUCCACGCCCCACCGGAGACCAGGUCCCCAGCCGGUCAUCUGCUGCCCCCCUUCAGGACCUCAUGUUGGACCACAUGUCGGGCCCCCCAGAACCAAGCCGGCCCCUGCAUCGCACCGUAAACGGAAGAGGAGCCACUCUUCAGCCGACUGCAGGGAGAAACAGACCUGUGACAUCCGGCUGCGCGUCCGGGCCGAGUACUGCCAGCACGAGUCGGCGCUGCAGGGGAACGUGUUCUCCAACAAGCAGGAGGCGGUGGAGCGGCAGUUCGAGCGCUUCAACCAGGCCAACACCAUCCUGAAGUCGCGGGACCUCGGCUCCAUCAUCUGCGACAUCAAGUUCUCCGAGCUCACCUACCUGGACGCCUUCUGGCGGGACUACAUCAACGGCUCGCUGCUGGAGGCCCUGAAGGGCGUGUUCAUCACGGAUUCCCUCAAGCAGGCCGUCGGCCACGAGGCCAUCAAACUGUUGGUCAACGUGGACGAGGAGGACUACCAGGCCGGCCGCCGCAAGCUGCUGCGGAACCUGGUGACGGCCGGCUCCGCGCUGGGCAGCAGGGACGGCGUCUCCUAGGCGACCGGCGCCGCGGCGCUGAGAGGACCCGGGAACUUCCCUAGGAACCCCCCUGGGCGCGUGCUCGGGGCCCUGGAGCUUCCUGGAGUCCCCCUGGGCGCGUGCUCGGGGCCC